This is a messenger RNA of Fonsecaea nubica, 2028 nucleotides long. RefSeq lists its product as hypothetical. Gene Ontology annotation, cellular component: nucleus. Gene Ontology annotation, biological process: DNA-templated transcription. The record is from RefSeq and is a predicted model, not a curated record. Bases 1 to 2028 code for a protein of 675 amino acids. The transcript has a single exon. NCBI's taxonomy places the organism in Eukaryota, Fungi, Ascomycota, Eurotiomycetes, Chaetothyriales, Herpotrichiellaceae. Gene Ontology annotation, molecular function: DNA-binding transcription factor activity, RNA polymerase II-specific; DNA binding; zinc ion binding.
AUGGACCUGUCCAGCCGCCAGGAAGGUCCGAGGCCGUUCCGCUCGAGGCGCGAUAGACCGUGCGAUGCCUGUCGAGGACGCAAGAUAGCGUGUCGCAUCGAGACGUCGCCGCCGUGCGCGUUCUGCGAGAGUCGCGGGAGCACCUGCACGUUCCAGAACGGGCCGAACAACAAGAGACGGCGAGUUUUCUCGCAUUCGCAUUCUCUGCCAAACAACCAUUUUCUGCCGCAGCAACAGCAGCAGCCGCUGGCCGAGGGGCGCCUAGCGUCGAUCCCCCCUCAGAGCUGGGAGGAUUUCAGCGUCGAGGCGUUUGACAGCACCAUCUUCGACAGUCUCGAUCUCGCCGAGGACGGGAGUCCUCCGUUUCAGAGCCAGGGCCAGAGUCAGAGGUCUCCUCUCCCGCAGCCGUCCGCCUCGGAUGGACGAAACGCAAGUACAAGCCCGCGGCAUUUCCAGCCGCAGAGCCUGCGCCCGUCUUCCGGGGAUGCCAGGUAUCACGACUCGGGCACGCUGCACCGAUCCCAGAUCCCGCCGGAUACAGGGCACUUGAACCGGCAUGUGAUGAUGGAGUUGAUGAGAGGCAGCAGCAGCACCAAUCCGCUCGAAAUCUCCCGGGUUCGCCUGAGAAGCACGCGAGACCACAAUGACGACCAGUCGUCCGGCGAUGGUGGUCCGCAGAUAUUGAUGGUGAGAGAGGAUCCGCCGUUUCUGGUCAACAGCAAGUCGUGUAUGGAACGUGCCUCGUGGCCAGAUAUCGAGGCUCUGCUCGUGAGAAAGCAGCGCGAUGAACUCCUCCGACUGUAUUUUCGGUUCGUGCAGCCUUUAUUUCCCGUUCUCCAACAGCAUGACGGGUUCAACAAUGACAUUCACUGCGACCCUCCGCAGGACACGGCGUCGCUCGCUCUGUUUGCAUCGGUAUACGCCACAGCUCUGCCGUUUGCCAUACACAACGACUACCUGAGUGCGACACUGACCGAUGCAAACGGUAAACGCGAGCAGCUUUACAGAAUCGCGAUCGCAGCUUUGCUGGAGGAGGCUAAUUCGCCUUCUAUUGAAGCCUUACAAGCAUGUCUGCUUUUGCUGCAGAAAGGCCCGACGAUCCAGCACCAGGGGCUGACACCGAUGUAUUCGUGGCUCUCGUCCAUCGCCAGCACGAUUGCCAGAUCCCUCGGCCUGCAAUAUGACUGCAGCGGAUGGAAUAUACCUCUGGCAGAGAAGCAGCUUCGCAGACGACUGUGGUGGGCGACAUUCACUAUGGAUAUCUGGGUCAGCGUGGACUCGCCUGGAGGACGAUCGAUCGGGCUCGACGACUACGACGUGCCUCUGCCAAAGUCCGCGGACGGCAUGUCUGACGACCACGAUGCUGGAAUGGGACACAGCAACGAGUUUGAGCGGCUUGUCCUUCUAACACACCUCCUGGCCCAGAUCCACGGGACGUACUACACGAUCCGCGCGGCGAAGCAGACUUUGUCCGACUUAUUCAAAUCGCUCGAGUUCGCCCGCCCCCUACGCUCCGCGCUCAGCGACUGCAGACAGAGUCUGAAAGCUGAUCUCCCGCUCAACUCUGGCGACGAGACCCCCGGGAUGAGCGCAUCCGUGCACCUCGCCGCGUGCGUUGUGUCGAUCGUUCUCUUCCGCGCGCUCCUGCGGCCUGUCCAACACGGUAACACUAGUGAAUCUCCCAUAGAUAGCAGCUACAAGUCCGCCGCAUCCGCCGUCGUGACCGGCUCGAUCAACUGUGCCAGAGAAGCCGUCGAACUGCUCGAGACCAUGGUGAGCAUGAUCGGUCCGUGGAACGCGUUUUGGCACUCGUGGUCGCAAGGCAACUUUGCCAUUGUCAGCACGUUCCUUGUGCAGUUGCUCCUCAUGACUGAGACGGGUGGCGCGGCGCGGGCGGAGGUGAGCGAGCUGAUUUCGCGCUGGAAGCGUGCUAUUCGCGUCGUGGCCGGGAGUGGUGGCUGGGGGAGUUCGCUGAUGGGCAUGGCCUUGGGAAGAUUGGAUUCUCUGCUCAAUCAGGCUGGAUUGUGA